UUUGUCCCGUGACGCACACACCUGUAGGCCUAUGCACCAGUCAUUCAGCUUUCACACGGCCGCUAGCCUAGUUUUAUUCUUCACACGAAAUCAGCAGCUGAAGGCAUUACCUCAUGGUGCGCAUGCUCCACUACCGCUUCUCCUUGCGCCUGAAGGCCCUGGCGUUGACCUGUGCCCUCUUGGUCACACUGCUGCUGGUGGCACGCCAACGGGUAGAGGAGGACACCUUGGCCCCAGUCCCCUGGCCCCUAGGUCUCCCCAGGACACAUGAGUGGGUCAACGCCUUCCUCCGGGACCGGGCCCAAGCCACCAACAACAGCAUCUCCUUCCAGAUUGUGCCGCCUCUCAAGCUGUCCUCCUCCUCAGAGGCCGCUGCUCCUCUCUGCCCCUCAGGGUUUUACACCAGGCAUGAGUUGAGGCCUCAUCUGCCCAGGCCUCCAGAGCAGCCGUCCAGCCCGGGAGCCUACGGCCUAGCCUUCGUGCCAGGGCACCUGAGUGCAGAGGAGCUGAGGGAGAGGGAGAGAGGUCUGAAGACGCACUGCUUCAAUCAGUUUGCCAGUGACCGCAUCUCUGUGCACCGCGGCCUGGGGAACGACACACGCCCACCAGAGUGUGUAGACCGCUUGUUCCGCCGUUGCCCUGGCUUGCCAUCCACCAGUGUCAUCAUCGUGUUCCAUAACGAGGCCUGGUCUGCACUCCUGCGCACGGUGUACAGCGUGCUCCACACCACACCUGCUGCCCUGCUCCGAGAAAUCAUCCUGGUGGAUGACGCCAGCACGUUGGAGUUUUUAAAGGAGCCUUUGGAGCAGCAUUUUCAGGCUCUGAAGUUGGUGCGUGUCCUCCGUCAGCAGGAGAGGAAAGGGCUGGUACCUGCCAGGCUGAUGGGGGCACGGGAGGCGCGCGGAGAGGUCCUCACAUUCCUGGACUCACACUGUGAGUGUUUCCACGGCUGGCUGGAGCCCCUGUUGGCACGUAUCGUGGAGGAGCCCCACGCGGCGGUUAGCCCCGACAUCGCCGUCAUCGACAAGGACACACUGGAGCUCAGCAGGCCCAAUCCCACCGCACAGGCUUACAACCGCGGCAAGUUUGACUGGAGCCUGACCUUUGGUUGGGAGCCAAUACCCAGCCGGGAGAGAAAGAGUCGAAAGGAUGAGACCUACCCAGUAAGGACUCCAGUGUUCGCUGGGGGCCUCUUCUCGAUAUCAAAAGCUUUCUUUGAGCAUAUUGGAAGUUAUGACGACAAAAUGAAGAUCUGGGGAGGAGAGAACAUUGAGAUGUCCUUCAGGGUAUGGAUGUGUGGGGGCAGGCUGGAGAUUAUUCCCUGCUCGGUGGUGGGCCACAUAUUCCGCACCACUAGCCCACACUCCUUUCCCGAGGGCACCGGUGUGAUCACGCGCAACCAGGUGCGUCUGGCCGAGGUCUGGAUGGGCGAGCACAAGAAGAUAUUCUACCGCAUCAACAAGAAGGCUGCAGAAAUGGCUCGUCAAAAGUCUUACGGCGACAUUUCAGAACGACUCAAGCUCAAGGAGAGCCGGAACUGUAAGAACUUCACCUGGUACCUGAACCAUGUCUACCCGGAGGCCUUCAUCCCCGACAUGAACCCAGCUCUCUAUGGAGCGAUUAAGAACCCGGGGUCGGAGAUGUGUCUGGACGUGGGCCAGGAGAACUCAGGAGGGAGGGCUGUUAUCAUGUACCCGUGUCACAACAUGGGUGGCAACCAGUAUUUUGAGUUCACUGCACAGCAAGAACUGCGGCACAGUGUAGGACGGCAGCUGUGUCUCCACGCGACCCGGACCCCAUCUCCGGUCAGGGUGGACCCAUGUCAAUUCAGGGGCAAGGGGACAGAGGUGGCUCCACAGCAAGAGUGGACCCUCACUCUAUUGUUCCCAAAGAUGUACCUCCUGGAGAGUGCUAUUCUGAAGAAGUGUUUGACCUUGGAAGGACAUAAAGUGAUCAUGAAGAAAUGUGACCCUAUCAACCCCAACCAGCACUGGGCAUUUACCUAACCUUAUGUGUUUGCUGACAUCAGAUGAACCCAAAGAAAUCUAACAAUGACUUGGAUUGUGUACAACAACUAUCACAGUAUAUGGUUCCACAUUAUGGCAAUUAAUAAAGGAAAUCUAAACUCCUAAAAUCCUCUUCAGUGAAAUGGAUUUAACAGUAGGCCUACUGUAUUUGAGUUGUCCUAACACUUAUUCAGCCAUAGGCGGCGCCAAUGUACAGUGGAAAUAAUCAGCAACUUGGCCC
Messenger RNA from Engraulis encrasicolus (European anchovy), 2247 nucleotides. RefSeq names its product polypeptide N-acetylgalactosaminyltransferase 6-like. Gene Ontology annotation, cellular component: Golgi apparatus. The transcript has 11 exons. The record is from RefSeq and is a predicted model, not a curated record. Lineage: Eukaryota; Metazoa; Chordata; Actinopteri; Clupeiformes; Engraulidae. Gene Ontology annotation, molecular function: polypeptide N-acetylgalactosaminyltransferase activity. Gene Ontology annotation, biological process: protein O-linked glycosylation. Bases 114 to 2006 code for a protein of 630 amino acids.